Hydra vulgaris (swiftwater hydra) is the source of this 1343-nucleotide messenger RNA. The record is from RefSeq and is a predicted model, not a curated record. Lineage: Eukaryota; Metazoa; Cnidaria; Hydrozoa; Anthoathecata; Hydridae.
GUAAAUAAUCCUGUUCAAGACAAUCUAGAAUUAGGUAAUAACCAAUUGUCUGACAAAAACUGGAAAAGUGUUUUUGAUGAUCUAUCAGAUGAGGAUAAAAUUCGUUUUUACGAGAAAACAAUUCUACCUUUUAAAAAUUAUCGUGAAGGUUUAUCCCGUUUGAUUAAAAAUUUGGAUCAAAAUGAACGAUUUAAUGAUAUCGUGGAUUAUUUAGAAUUACACGAAAAUGAUCGCGUAAAGAUUCUACUCGCUUUAUACGGUGGUGGAAAUCCCGCUAAGUCGUUAUUUGAAAAAUUGGAACAAUAUAAACCGGAUUUAAAAAUCAAAGAUUUGUGCAAGUGCUUGAAAACUUUUUGUUUGAAUAGCGCACUAGAGUGUUUAGAAAGCUUCAAAUAUUCAGACGAAGAAAAAGUUUCCAAUAUUAAUAAAAUACAUUUAACAAGUUUUAGCUACAAACUUAUCAGUUUUAACGCUAAUGACCAACCCUGGAAAGAUGUUGCUUUUGAACUCCUUGGUUCUAAAGAAGAUGUCAACAGAAUCGCGAAGACAAUCAUGCACCAAAAUGCAUACAGUCCCACAGAAAAAUUGAUAGAUAUUUUAUCAAGUCAAAGAUCUACAACAAUACAAGAGUUUAUUAACGUAUUAAAAGAUUGUAAAGUCCUUGAUGCUCACGAGUUGAUAUGUCAACAAAUAAUUGCGAAGAUAAAAGAAGAAAAAAUAUAGUGAAAAGAAAUAAAAAAGUAAAAAAGAAAUUAAAAGAAGUAGAAAAGACGUAGAAUAAAAAAAAAGAAGAACAAGCCUUCUUAUUGAAAUCAUAAACGACGAAAAGAGAAUCAAAAUAAAAACAUUUUUAAUUAUUUUUAUAUUAACUUUAGAUUAAUUUUUUAAUUAAAUUUUUUAAUAAUUACAAUAAUAAUUAGCUCACUUGACUUAAAAUCACUGAUAACUACAUCCACAUUGCUUGUCACAAACUAAAUGAGAAUUUAAUUACAAUCGUAUACGUCUUUAUCUAACUUUUAUCUAACAAUUUAUCCCAAAUAGGAAUUAUAUUUUUGCUAUGCGAUUUAAACCGAAUACCGUUGAAAUUAGGGCCGACGACAUCAAAGGGUCAGGGAUUUUUUUUUUUUUUUUUUAAGGAAAAUCUUGAUAUAAAGGACUUUUUUCACAAAUUGAUGAUUGUGCCCCCUCCUUCUCCCUCACUUCAAAAUUCGUGUCGUCGGUCCUGGAAAUAAAAAAGUUUUUUUGUAAAUUGAUUACUUUUGCUUUUAGCUGUAAAAUAAUGAAUACUGUAUAAUUUUUUUUUUAAUCUAUAUUUUUUCAACUAUAAUUUUUAAAUUAUUUUA